AUGGCCACGACCGCGGGUAAACCGACCUUGGCGUCGAAGCCUGGAAACAGCUCCGCGCCCGGUAAUAAUGCAUCUAUUCGCCUCGAAAAAGGUAACCAAGGUGUGAGACGCUCGACACCAGACUCCGAAGCUCUUACCUCCUCCGACGAUGAGUUCGACCAUCAUCAUCUGCACCAGACGCCGACAGCUACUACUGCCCCUCUCCCGAAAUCGGCUCGCCGCACAUCGUGGCUGAAUGAAGUGCCGCUAAGUCUGCCGCGGAGGACUUCUUUGACAACUUCUGGCAAUCUUGCCUCACCCGGCUCGAACCCUCAAACCCCAACUGGGGACCAGCCUGGAUGGGCAACUACUCCAAGCCCCGGCUUGAAUGGUACAAUGCCCUGGGGUCAUGGCAGCCAUGGAAGUCAUGGAGGCAGUUUUCCUUGGGCAACAGGGAUUUGGACCACUGAAGGUCGGAAAGAGCCUCCGACUCGACUUACGGAAUUGAGCCAGUCGCCCACGAUGCCAAAUAUUCCAAGUGCCACGGAAGAAAUUCUCAGUCCUUCGGCACGGUCCAUGGCUGGUGACUCGUCGAUCCCUUUCACCAUUCCUCUCCACCCAACUCCUAAAACAUAUCGAUCGCAGUCUUAUUCUGUAGGCCAACUCGACCCAGAAACUGUCAAGCUGAUGUCAAACAAGGCACCAAGUCAGCACAACGCAUCCCGUGGAAGGGCUGGCAAUCAAUAUGCAGGAAUCCAACACCGUCCGUCACGGCCUAGCUUGCUAGAGGACCUAGGUCAUGAUCCAGCUCUCCUUGGCCGAGUGCGUGAAGACGAGGAUGAUGAAGAUGAAGAAGAAAACAACGUUGACUCAAACGGCGCCCAGGCAUAUGCUGCUAGUCAACAACGUGCCAUUGACCAGUUGACCAGAGAGAAUGCUAUACUGCGGCAAUCAACUCAGUUGGAAAACGCUCGUAUGAGAGAUCGCGCAGCUUCUUCUGCUUCUGCGAACAGCAAUUUCUCGCUGUCCGGCGGUCUUCACAACUUGCACCGGAUCCAUGGUAGCGUCCCUGAAGAGUCUGACCUGGCAGUCGAAGAUUUGGAUGAAUUGGGUGAAAUUCCUCCUGGCUAUGGCGGCAUUCGGAACAGUGGGAGGCGAAGAUUAUCUGAGCAUUCUGUCAACCUCGAGAAACAAUUUACUCCCUUCGGUUCGGUUGAGAAUAGACCGCUGGAGAAUUUAAAACGCACUCACUGGCAGACAUCUCUUGGAUUCGGGAGCAUUGGUGAAUUACCACAGAGUCGACGCCAUUCAUUCGCGGAAAUUCCGACGAGGCAUGGUUCGAUUGGGUCAAUCGGUGAAGCUCAGAUACAUAUGGGAGCUUUGAAUUCUCGUGCAGGCCUUGUUGACAGAGACGAUGGCUACGCUAGUGCUAUUGAGGGCGCCCUACAUACUGCUGCCGAAGCUUCGGUAAUGCCAAGCUCAUUGCAUCAAGCAUACGUGCCUUCAGCCUACGGUCGUCCUCAAGCAGGCUUAGCCCCAACCCAUCAGAACCAGCGUCUAUACAUUGUUACAUUCAAGUGCCAUCGUGCGGAUGUUUUCUACAUCCAGGAAGAUACCGGACUUCAAGUGAAUCCCGGUAACCUUGUGAUUGUUGAAGCAGAUCGCGGGACAGAUCUUGGUACUAUCCAGCAUGCCAAUGUUACUUGGCAGGAAGCUAGAGAACUCAAAGAGAAGUAUGCCGAGGAGCACUAUAAGUGUUUGAUGAUGUUCUCUCGCCAAGCGCAAAAUGGGGCAUCUAAUGUUGUAAACCCCGGCAUGGGUCAUCGCAGUGCCGUUGGUGGCAUGAAUCCAACUGGGGCUCACGGGGCUCAUGAACCUCAGUCUACCGAGAUCAAGCCAAAGUUGAUUAAACGACUCGCCCAGAACCAUGAAAUUCUUACUUUGCGAGACAAAGAGGGCAACGAAGCCAAAGCUAAGCGUGUCUGUCAGCAAAAAGUCGCAGAGCAUAGACUCAAUAUGGAAAUUCUUGACGCAGAGUUCCAGAUGGACUGGAAGAAAUUGACUUUCUAUUAUUUCGCAGACUCCUACAUUAACUUUAAUUCUUUAGUCACGGAUCUAUUCAAAAUAUACAAAACCCGGAUUUGGAUGUCUGCCAUCAACCCAGCCUCGUUUGUCACUCCUACCGGCGGACUACAGCCACCAGGGCCAAAUGCUCUUAGCUAUAACCAGGAUCCGGUGGCCGACCGUCGCCAUGCUCAGGACAGCCGCGUUCUCAAUGUUUCACAGAUGCCACAAUCCACUGCGAACCUCCGUGACCCUGUCGAACGAGCAGACCUAGGCGGUCAUUCAGGCAUGGUUCGUAACGCUUAUAUCGAUCCAUAUCAAGGAUUUGGUUCUGCAAUUCGACACCAUGAACCAGGCUUCGGGCAAAACCUGGCAUCCAACGAUCCGUUCGCAUCUUAUCCAUCAAGUGCAUACUCCCUGUUAGAGUCCUCUAGCCCUGACUAUGUUGGACCAACAUCCCACGGCCAGCAGAUAGAUCCUGCCCAAGGCGACUGGGUUGGAAAUUUCCAAGGAUUAUCGCUGGGGUCAUGA
Messenger RNA from Talaromyces proteolyticus, 2574 nucleotides. Its product is annotated as PSP1 domain protein. The coding region runs from base 1 to 2574 and encodes 857 amino acids. The transcript has 2 exons. The record is from RefSeq and is a predicted model, not a curated record. NCBI's taxonomy places the organism in Eukaryota, Fungi, Ascomycota, Eurotiomycetes, Eurotiales, Trichocomaceae. Gene Ontology annotation, cellular component: cytoplasm.